This is a messenger RNA of Puccinia triticina, 4803 nucleotides long. RefSeq lists its product as uncharacterized. Lineage: Eukaryota; Fungi; Basidiomycota; Pucciniomycetes; Pucciniales; Pucciniaceae. Gene Ontology annotation, biological process: DNA integration. The record is from RefSeq and is a predicted model, not a curated record. The transcript is spliced from 3 exons. The coding region runs from base 1 to 4803 and encodes 1600 amino acids. Gene Ontology annotation, molecular function: nucleic acid binding; zinc ion binding.
AUGUUGGAUAACAAACCCCCUUCUGGACGCCUACAUCCGAAACCACGUCUAGGAGCAAUACCCGGUCUGAGGACGAUCGAUCGCGCAACGCCCAAAAACCCGACAAUGCGAAACGUCCUGGGCCCCCAACUCUUGUCGAACGAUUUUUUCACCAGACGGCUAGGCCGCAUUCCCUCCAAUAACUCCCGAGACGAAGGACCGUCGACACUGGCCGCCAACAAAGGCAAGGACCGCGCUCUCUCGGACGACAUGCCGGAAGAAACCACCUUCCAACCCAGAUUGACCGGACGUGUACUUGGGUCUUCAUCGACAAACUGGCGCCGCACCGAAUCAGCGCCACACCUCAAUGACAGCAUCCCACCCGCUCCACCCACCAAUCCUCAACAUAUUGCUCAAUCAGACAUGGCCAGCCUGAUCGCCGAAAUGAGGUUCCAACAUCGCGCCCGCAGGGAAGAAGAUCGUGCACGCCGCGAGGCAGACGAGGAAUCCACACGACGUCACCGUGAAUUGGAUGAUGAAGCAAAAGUCUCCACGAUCGUCAACGCGGCCGUAAAAAAACUCAAUCCACAGGACAUUCUCAAACCAGACGGUUCCAACAUUUGCCGCUGGGAAGAUGCACUCCGGAUGACCGCCUUCGAACGCUUCCAUAAUAAGGACUUCUUCAAUCCCAAGGAGAACGAAGUCAUUGACUCCCACCACGAGAUGAUCGCACGCGGCAUCAUCCACUCUUUGGUUCAUGCGGAUCUCACGUACGACCUGAUUGACUUUAACAACUCAGCUGAAGUCUACGACCACCUCGUUUCAAAAUUUCGGGUCAUCAAUCGCGCCAAACAGAUGGGCACGUGGGAAAAUUUGAAGAAGAUUUCACUAUCUGACUACAGCAGCGCAGCCGAGGCAAUUGCGGCAGUCAAUCAGUGUGCCAGGAGCUUCCGCGAGCAGGGAGUCGAUUUCACCUGGGACAACGUCAUAGGGUUCAUCUUCCAAGGGAACAUUCGGGACCACCUCGCCAGCUCCGUGGACCACAAGGUGGAACUGUUCAUGGAGACGCACGACUUUGAACUACCAACAUCCGGCGAUAUUCUGCGAUUUUGGGAUGCAGCGCGAACCGAACACCGACUAGCCGCGGAAACAGGACGAUCAGAUUCAUCCGCUCUAGCGCUGACUCUAGCUAGCCGAGAUAGUUCUAGCGUUUCAGGAUCAAACACCAGCACCGUUUCAGGGACCGUCUCAGGAGCCCCGGACGAUCCAUCAGUCUCCGCGAUGGCACUGAACAAGCCACCGACAUGUUACAUAUGCCGACAACCAGGACAUUUCUCCUCCAACUGUCCCUCCAGCCGAAAAAACAACGGGCCCCGAGCCACUGUUGCCCGCCCUACCACUCAACCCAAUUUCCCACCCUGCUCGAUCACGUACAACUACGAUCGCGUACCGUACAUCAAGCCUACCCAGCCAGACCAAAGAACCACUGCCCUGUCCCGCCCAUCGGGACAACUCCCUGCGGCCUCUCGCCAAUCUGCACCACCAGCCAGCAGAACCUCUUCGUCAACCCUCCAAACCAAAAGCGUCGAGACGAGACAGAUCAAUCCGGACCUGUUCGCCGAGGAGCAGGAAGAGGAAGCUGAGUACGUCUUCGAGAGCAAAAAGCUGUCCGCCGAACCAUCAGGCCUCCGCUUCAAUCUUCGAGAAAUGACUAUAGAGCGCAAUGGCCAAGAAGUCCUGUGGGACACAGGCGCAUCUGACAACGUAACAGGCGACAGGUACGCGUUACAUGACUUCACCCCGCUAGAACGACCAAUAGCCGUGAAGGUAGCAACUGACUCAGCUUGUGAUUUCAUCACAGGCAUGGGUACCUUGAAAUUUGUCGGGACGAACAGGGCGACCAUCGUAGUUAAGAAAGUUUACUACUGUGAGCGCGCUCGUUCCACACUACUGUCUCUAGCGGCGUUCAAGAAGUCUAAUGCUAUUUUCAGGGUUCAGGGAAACUUCGAUGCGAUCGAUCUAGUAUUGAAAACGGGUCUGCUACUUCUGCGCAGUGUUUUCGAUCCCAAAAACAACACUUGGCCGUUACCUCUUCCUCUCCGAGCUCCCAUUGUUUCUCCCCAAGUUUCGUCACCAUAUGAAGCCUGUAAUACUCUGCCGCAAGCAAUUGAAACCAACUCCUUUUUCAAGUCCCCUAAUCUUGUCGAGCAUAGUCAGUUCACGUGGAACCCGAAUGACUUGACACCUGACGAGAAAACUCUCCUAUUCUGGCAUCGCCUUUUUGGACAUGCCAGCUUGAGAAAAAUCAGGAGAUUGGUUAAGAUGCAAUUAGGUUACGGCCUCCCUCAUACGAUGCCCACCGGCUCCAUCAAGUGUCCGGUAUGUUCCAUUUGCAAAGCAACAAGAACCUCCGCACUCGGCCCUACAAAACGCUGCAUUGAGAAACUUUCUGUUAUAUGCGUUGAUCUCAUGGGUCCUUUUGAUACUCCCACCAUGACAGGCGGCAAAUACGCGCUUACCAUACGUGAUGUUUUCACCUCAUACAGCGAAGUACAGAUCCUGAAAGCUAAGAGUGAAGCAGCAGAGAUGUUGAUGCAAACAAUCUCACGGUGGGAAACUCAACUCGGGUCCAAGGUGAAGAUUCUUCGGUCAGAUAACGGCGGCGAGUUUGAUUCUAAGCUCUUUGGUAAGUACCUUGCCGAGAAAGGCAUCAUAGCGGAGCGCUCACUGCCGUACCAUCAUUUUCAGAAUGGAGCAGCGGAAAGAUACAACCGGACCGUUUCUGACAUGGGGAGGAGUAUUCUCUACGACAGCGAACUCGGGAAAGAAUUCUGGGGAUACGCCUUCAUGUGGGCAGCAUGGACAUUGAACAGAAUACCAAACCGUAUCACCAAGGAGAAGACGCCAUACAAAUUCUUUUUUGGCGACAAACCGCAGCUUGACAGAACAAGAGUGUUUGGAUCACGUGCAUUUGUCCUGGUGGCACCUGAAAAACGGAAGAAACUAGAUGACCGAGCAAUAGAAGGACUGGUGGUCGGCCACCUGCCCGAGUCCAAAGGUUGGACGUUCUGGUUACCACAGUCGAAAAAACUCGUCUCAUCGGCGUGGGCUGAUUUCGGCAGAAACGCAUUGCCAACGGCGGCAGAAGCUUCUAGCGGGAAUAAACAAAAUAUGACUUCGGCCGGACUUCCAAACGCAGGACCAGCAACUCAAGCCAACCACCUUGUGUUCAACGACUUCACUCAAGAAAAACUAGUCGACGAACAAGAACGGCUAGUUGAUACCUGCUUGAAGACUUGCGCGGACGAUUCAGGUAAGGUUCCUCUCACAUUCAAGGAGGCCAUGCGCUCCCCGGAAGCGGCUAAAUGGAAAAUAGCUAUAGACACUGAGCUAGACAACAUGAAGAGGAAGAAUGUCUGGAAAGUGCGACGCCUCCCCGCCAACCGUCGCAAGUUAGGAGCGCGCUGGGUCUUUGCGAGGAAAUCAAACGCUGACGGCUCUAUCAGAUACAAAGCCAGAUAUGUUGCGAAAGGGUUCAAUCAAAAAGAAGGCACCGAUUUUGCCCACACCUUUGCGCCUACAGCUACUUUCACCUCAAUGAGGAUUUUACUUUCCAUUGCAGCCCGCAAUAAUUGGCCCAUCUACAACUUUGACUUUGUUGCGGCGUAUCUCAACGCACCCAUCAACAAAGAAGUGUGGGUCCAAGCCCCUGAAGGGCUUGACGUGAACCUUGGCAAAGCGUGCUUACUUCAACGCGCACUCUAUGGGACGAAGCAAGCAGCCCGAUGUUGGUGGAAACACCUGAGCGGGACUUUAGCCGACCUUGGAUAUGUCUCUAGCUAUUACGACUCAAGCGUGUAUACACUCAGCAACAAAGCGGACAAGUCCAUCAUUUGGGUACAUGUUGACGAUGGCAUUGUCACAGGAUCAUCUGACAAGGCUUUGAAGUUGCUCGAAACACAACUGAAAGGGUGCCUCGAAAUCAAAUGGUGCGAAGGACUGACUAGUAUGGUUGGCGUCAAGAUCGCAAGGACAACCAACGGCUUCGAACUAACACAGCCUAAUCUGAUAGAGAAGAUCCUCAAGGAGCACUGGGACGGUGUCACUGUCCACUCGUCGCCGCUCCCCGAAGGAUACUCCGCAAAUUCGGAGCCAGACGAAUGUGGCUCCAACGGCAACACUUUCCUCUCAACCAUUGGAAGCCUUAGCUAUGUAGCGGUAGGAACACGUCUCGACAUAGUAUACAGUGUUAACUACCUAGCCAGAUUCUCCAGCAGACCUUUGGCGGUUCACUGGAAGGGACUCAAGCACUUACUUGGUUAUCUGGCGGGGUCAAGGACAACUCCGCUGCGCAUCCACCCCGAUAAAUCCCAAGCGACCCCGGUGGAGUGCUACGUUGACGCAAACUGGGGCGGCCCCAACUCCAGAUCAACGUACGGAGUCGUCAUCCGCUUGUAUGGUGCGCCUGUCAUGUGGGUCUCCCAAAGACUAGUCACAGUGGCUAGUUCAACUUGCCAAGCUGAAUACAUGGCGCUUGGGCAUGCGACACGUCACACCCUUUGGAUCCGAAACCUGCUGUAUGACAUCAUUGGGACCCAGUUUCCGGUGACAAUUUACUGCGACAACCAAUCUGCGGUCAAGAUUGGCUGUGAGGACGCGUCUAACAAGCGUACCCAUCACAUCGAACGCGAGUUCUAUGUUACGAAUCAAGCACUCUACGAGAAGAAGACUUCUCUGAAAUGGAUCCCCGGAACAGAUCAGAUUGCGGAUGUCCUCACCAAAGCGCUGGGCAAAAGUGGUAACCAGAGCAGCUUCAUUUGUUGA